AUGCUUGGCGUCUUGCUUCUAUUCUUAGCCACUGCAGGCCUUGUCUGGUUUCUUGAGACGCCCUUCCGAACAGGACUAUGGCACAUUCCGGGGCCUUGGUGGCGCCGCUAUACAGACAUUUUCCAGGUGCUUGAUGCUUACAAUGGACGAACCUGCCAAGUCAUUCAGCGCUUACACAAGGAAUAUGGGCCCGUGGUGCAAGUUGGUCCACGAACCGUCAUGUUCUCCAAACCAUCCAUGAUAGAAAAAGUCUAUGCGACUAGGGCGCCCUUCCCCAAAAGCUAUCACUGGAGGCCGCUCCGAACUGAGCUGAAAGGCGUCCAUUAUCCAAGUCUCAUAGGCACGGACGAUACUAAGACCCAUACCGCUCUCAAACGGCCUGUCUCUGGCAUCUACUCCAUGUCCAACGUCACGAAAUCAGAAAGCUUCAUCAACGAAUGUAUCCUUCAGCUUGUUAAGAAGCUUGACCAAGAAUUCAACGGCAAAGAGAAGUAUCUGCCCGUGUUUACCUUACGGUCUCUGCCGACUUUGGACUCAUCCGAGGCGAAGCUGAUCGAGAGGGAAUGUUUCGAGGUGUCGAUGCAGCUCAAACAUACCGAGCUAUGGUACGGCGACGCUUGCAUGAAAUUCCGCGCUAUGGCUGACAUUUCGUACGCAGCCUGUAUGCCGUGGGUUCACUCUCUUCUCAAGGGUAGCCCCAUCACGAAAGUGUUUGAGAAGCGCAUGGGCUCAUUCCCACGUCGAGCACGGGAACUCAUCCAGAGCAGGAGGGCCAACGGGGCUGCAAAAACCAGAGAUCGCGAGGACUUGCUCUCCCAGAUUUUGGACACUCAAAAGAAGCAUCCGAACGUUGUCGAUGAGCGCGUUGUUCACGGUUACGCUACCACACCACUGCUCGCCGGUGCGGACACGGUAACUGUCGGCCUUACUUCCAUCGUCUACUUUGUGGGCAAGAAUCCGGAGGUUGCAGCCAAACUACACGCGGAAUUCACAAAAUGCCCUACCUGGAUGCGGUCAUUCGGGAGUCAUUCAGCCCCUGGUCUCACGCUUGCGGAUGGUCACACCCUGCCACCAGGCACAGCAGUCGCGGUUUCAGGAUGGUCUACCCAUUUUGAUAAGGACGCCUAUGGCGAUGACGUACACGACUUCAAACCUGAGCGCUGGCUGAAACGUCACUCAGAAAGCGACGACGAUUAUGCUGAGCGUCUGCACAGGAUGGGCAAAGCAGAUCUGACAUGGGGCGCCGGCGACCGGGCUUGCAUGGGUAAGAACAUUGCGAAAUGCGAAAUGUACAAGCUAAUUGCUACAUUGUAUUCCAUCUCUGACAUCCAGCUUGUUGACCCGACCAAGGAAUGGAAAAUCAAGGAGACUGUCCUAGCGAAGCAAGAGGGCGUUGAGGCGAGAAUUACCUUCAGGCCUGGCGCAAGUCUUGACCAGCUCGUACAGGGGGAUGCUUGA
Aspergillus viridinutans is the source of this 1458-nucleotide messenger RNA. RefSeq lists its product as uncharacterized. Gene Ontology annotation, molecular function: monooxygenase activity; heme binding; oxidoreductase activity, acting on paired donors, with incorporation or reduction of molecular oxygen. NCBI's taxonomy places the organism in Eukaryota, Fungi, Ascomycota, Eurotiomycetes, Eurotiales, Aspergillaceae. The transcript is spliced from 6 exons. The record is from RefSeq and is a predicted model, not a curated record. Bases 1 to 1458 code for a protein of 485 amino acids.